Messenger RNA from Mugil cephalus (flathead mullet), 2681 nucleotides. It is a transcript of the gene pgr, whose product is annotated as progesterone receptor. The transcript is spliced from 8 exons. Bases 433 to 2454 code for a protein of 673 amino acids. Gene Ontology annotation, biological process: regulation of DNA-templated transcription. Lineage: Eukaryota; Metazoa; Chordata; Actinopteri; Mugiliformes; Mugilidae. The record is from RefSeq and is a predicted model, not a curated record. Gene Ontology annotation, molecular function: zinc ion binding; sequence-specific DNA binding; DNA-binding transcription factor activity.
CUCCUCUGUGGCAGACUAUACUUUAGUGAGUGUAGUGUAUCUCCAUACAUACUGUACCUCGAGGGUGGCUCUGCACGGAUUCUUCCACUGGCAUCCUUGGAUGAUUGGCUGUGCUGUCAGAAUAAGGAAUACUGGACAUCUAUCCACAUUUGAAACAUGACACUCACAACCAGAGCAAGGACAUAUAGUUGCAACUUUUUUCAAAUGUUACGCGUUUAUUUUCGGGAAGAAGUGACAAUUGCACUUUAAAUCGGUGUAGACGUCCGUUUUCGUUACUUUUCUGAUGUAAAGGAAAGGAAGGGCGAAGCCACAGCCUUCCUCGACGGGGAGGAGGGUUACAGGAAGGUCUCUGAGCCACAACUUAGCACACACCUUCCAGUCUCCGGGUGCGCUCUGGGUUCAGUCUCUGCUGCGCGCUACGACGUUCAGAAAAUGGAAAAUAAAAUAAACGGAAAGAUGAGCACCAUCAGCACUCCUAUUUCCGAUUCUACCAACACGAGAGCGAGUGACCUGGUUGAAGCUGGUUACAGUAGAUCUAAUACUAAAUUAUCUAACGAUGCGCGGUCUCUGACUUGCAUGUCCUCUGCGCGUAACUUUGGAAACGCUGGCGCACAGAUCCACAGUCUCAGUACAAGCGGCGACGGCACCGUUUUUAAAGACUGCAACAUUCUCGAUGCUUCACUUGCUGGAAAACCUUUUUAUGAUCGGAACAAUGACUUUCUGAAGUGUGACAGUGUUUCUUGGGAGAAUUUUGUUAAAGUUCAGAGGAUGAAUGUGGCCGCUACCGAAAGUUUGCCAGGCGCAGACUUAAGCCUGUCCACGAGCACCGGAGCGUGCAAGUUCAUCAAAGAUGAGAGUGAGCCUUCUGUGAUUAUGGACAACCCUUGUCCAAACUUUGAUUCAUCAUCUGAGAUGUCUGCUCUUGACACCUGCUGUGACGCCGACAGGAAGACGCAGCUGCAAAUUGGCGACGGUGAAUCGACAAGCUUUACGCCAGUGGUUCCUCGACCAGGGCUGGAGGGCUCUCCAAACUUUUUGAUCGACCUGAACCAGUCAGAGCAGCUAGGGAACCCGGCGAGGACUGACUCCAGAUGCGGUUUAUCCGGGAAGGCUGUCAUCAACUUUGAUUCCAACGCACAGGCAAAUACGCAACUAGCGAUGUACAAAGCCGAGGUUCCCCGAUGGCAGAUGCAAACGUCUCCGGCUGAACCCCAGUACUGGUGCCAAUCAGUGGGGGUGACCGAGGACCCGUUCACAUCCAGCGGGUUUGAUGGGAUCCAGAACCAGACCCUGUCACAGAGGAACUCAUCACCUUUCUCUGCAUUCCCCGGUAUGCCACCUCAGAGAGUGUGUGUGAUCUGUGGGGAUGAAGCAUCCGGCUGCCACUACGGAGUCUUAACCUGUGGAAGCUGUAAAGUCUUUUUUAAAAGAGCGGUUGAAGGCCAUCACAGCUAUCUCUGCGCUGGACGCAAUGACUGCAUUGUGGACAAAAUUCGGAGAAAAAAUUGCCCCGCGUGUCGCCUUCGAAAGUGCUAUCAAGCAGGAAUGAUGCUUGGAGGCAGAAAGCUGAAGCGUUUUGGGGCCUUGAAAGCCUUGGGUUUGGCCCCGUCCUUGAUGUUCCAAUCCCACUUGUCCAUGUCCAAUGACAAUCAGGCCUUGACCACCAUGUCUUGCAUAUCUGGCAUCCACGAGAUGCAGCUAUCCCAACAAAUCCUCAGCAUCCUGGAAAACAUCGAACCGGACAUUGUGUUCUCCGGUUACGACAGCACCCAGGCCGACGUUCCUCAUCUUCUGCUCAACAGUCUCAACCGGUUGUGCGAGAAACAGUUGCUGUGGAUCGUCAAGUGGUCCAAGUCUCUGCCAGGGUUCCGUAAUCUUCACAUCACUGAUCAGAUGACUCUCAUCCAGUACUCGUGGAUGAACCUGAUGGUGUUCUCGCUCGGCUGGCGCUCCUUUCAGAACGUCACCAGCGAAUUUCUGUACUUCGCACCCGAUCUGAUUCUUAGUCAGGAACAAAUGAGGAGGUCUCCGAUUUACGACCUCUGCCUGGCGAUACAGUUCAUUCCUCAGGAGUUCGCCAAUCUCCAAGUGACCCGGGAGGAAUUUCUCUGCAUGAAAGCCAUAAUAUUACUCAACACAGUGCCUCUUGAAGGACUCAAAAGCCAGGCAGCAUUUGAGGAGAUGAGACAAAGCUACAUCCGGGAGCUGACCAAGGCCAUUCACAUGAGAGAGAAGGGCAUGGUGGCCAGCUCCCAGCGAUUCUACCACCUCACCAAGCUCAUGGACGCCAUACACGAUAUAGUGAAGAAGGUCAACCUGUACUGUCUGACUACCUUCAUCCAGGCAGAAACCAUGAAAGUUGAGUUUCCAGAGAUGAUGUCAGAGGUGAUUGCCUCCCAGCUUCCCAAGGUCCUGGCAGGCAUGGUGAGGCCCCUCUUGUUCCACACCAAGUGACGACGCCAGCACAGACAUGGCAGCUCUGCGGAGACAGCUCGUGACUGGACAGUUACUGGAUUUUUCAUUGCCUUCGCAAAUGUAGUCAGGCACCUAUCUACGCUUUUCAAAAUGCGACCGUCUAGAGGAGAAACUGAAUGAACGUGUUUCUUGAAAUGUUUUUUAGCAAGACAUUUUCUCAAUAUUUUAAAUUCAGAGCCGUCAAUCAAUAAAGCUCAUCUAUAUUA